Messenger RNA from Acomys russatus (golden spiny mouse), 841 nucleotides. It is a transcript of the gene Dynlt3, whose product is annotated as dynein light chain Tctex-type 3. The transcript is spliced from 5 exons. Lineage: Eukaryota; Metazoa; Chordata; Mammalia; Rodentia; Muridae. Gene Ontology annotation, cellular component: cytoplasm; cytoplasmic dynein complex; kinetochore. The record is from RefSeq and is a predicted model, not a curated record. Gene Ontology annotation, biological process: microtubule-based movement. Bases 1 to 351 code for a protein of 116 amino acids. Gene Ontology annotation, molecular function: dynein intermediate chain binding.
AUGGAGGAGUACCACCGGCCCUGCGACGAGGUUGGGUUCAAUGCUGAUGAAGCGCAAAAUAUAGUGAAAGAGUGUGUUGAUGGAGUCUUGGGAGGUGAGGACUACGAUCAGAAUAACAUCAACCAGUGGACUGCAAGCAUAGUGGAACAAUCCCUAGCACAUUUGGUUAAGUUGGGGAAAGCUUAUAAGUACAUUGUGACUUGUGCAGUGGUCCAGAGGAGUGCAUAUGGAUUUCAUACAGCCAGCUCCUGUUUUUGGGAUACUACAUCUGAUGGUACCUGCACCGUCAGAUGGGAGAACCGCACCAUGAACUGCGUCGUGAAUGUCUUUGCAAUUGCAAUCGUCCUGUAACCUACUAAAUAUGUUGGGCUUAAAGCCAUUAAAUUAAGUUUGUGAGUGUAUCCUUUCUUAAAAGAGUAAUAAGUACUUAUUAAUGUGCUAGGCGACAAGUGUGCAAUAUGCUUCAAAGCUAUCAGUGAAAACCUGACUAUUGUAAGCACAUGUCUAAUAAGUAGGAAGUUGGAAGAUUAUCUAGUGUUCUAUACAGCACUAUUUAAGGACAUAAAUGUUAGCCAAAAAUUAAUGCACAACUAUGGACUGACGUAAAGUAGAAUCUUAUAUUUAUACAAGCAUUUCACUAGCGUUAGGUACCCACAGAGAUGGGAAAAAAAAAUCUAUUUAGAUACUGACAUUACCUUUAACAGAGAUAAAUAUGUGAACAAAGAAGCUGCGAGGAUAAAUGCAGAGAAAAUGACAUGAACUAGCUAAUAUCUUUCUGGUUGAUUUUAAUUUUUUCUUAAUUGACUUGGAUAUAAUACUUCAUGAAAAGUAAUUUUGACAC